Trypanosoma brucei brucei TREU927 is the source of this 564-nucleotide messenger RNA. RefSeq lists its product as hypothetical. NCBI's taxonomy places the organism in Eukaryota, Euglenozoa, Kinetoplastea, Trypanosomatida, Trypanosomatidae. The transcript has a single exon. The record is from RefSeq and is a predicted model, not a curated record. The coding region runs from base 1 to 564 and encodes 187 amino acids.
AUGACCGGUUUUGACACUGUCUGGAUCCCUUUUGCGGUGGUUUAUCUGUUGUAUCAGAUCCCACCAACAAUGAUGGAGGUAUACUCGUACUAUAGUCGUGGUGGUCUUGUAAGCAUUGAGGAUAUUAAAUUUGAUGACACCUUUACUUGUCAUCAUCAGUGGCUUAAGGACAAGGAUGUGUAUUUCAAGAGAUUUUGUGACAGACCAACAAGUGAGGCAGGGAAAGCAUUCUUCUCUUGGUUGGAUUGGAGUGCCGAAGCAUACGAUCGUUCCAUCUACGUUCUUCGGAGGAACCAUGCUCGUCGCGACGGCGAGGUGUCGUUUUUGAAGCGGUACAUUUACGGCCCUUUUGUUUUCAACUGGUCGAAGAAACAGUGGCUGCGAGGUGAUGACAGUUGCGGGAUGCGCAUGCCCGCUUGGGGUGUCGGUGGUGAGGAGCGCGCCCGCGCUGAAUUUGCCGCCGCAAAGGAAAAGGGGUUUGACAAGAACUGGCACUAUCAGAUCAUGCGUAAGAUACGCCGCGAACAGGCGCUGAGGACAGCAAAGGAGGUGCAGGCGCAAUAG